Messenger RNA from Quercus lobata, 7006 nucleotides. RefSeq names its product TMV resistance protein N-like. Gene Ontology annotation, molecular function: ADP binding. Bases 556 to 6024 code for a protein of 1822 amino acids. Lineage: Eukaryota; Viridiplantae; Streptophyta; Magnoliopsida; Fagales; Fagaceae. The transcript is spliced from 12 exons. Gene Ontology annotation, biological process: defense response; signal transduction. The record is from RefSeq and is a predicted model, not a curated record.
AGAAAAGGGAGGAAAGUUUAAUGGAAAAUCUAGUCCCACUUUCUCCUCUUUAUGGAAAAUGGAUUCCCCCUUUCCUGCUUUUUUGGAAAAUCGAAAACGUGUGGGGACAGCCUCUUUGGAGAAUUUGCAUCGCAGAAACUUCGUAGAAGAGGGACGGACCUCUAUUUUAUUGACUUUAGCAAAGAUAAGUCAUGAAUCAUGAGUGUGGUAACACUUUAUUGACUGCACCAUUGUUCGGUGCUACUUUUGAUGUCUUAAAUGCCUGUUUCAGUAUCUAUUAGGAUCCACUAUCGCCAUCUUUUCCUCUGAGGACCAAACUCUUUUUUUUCCCAAUCAAUUCCAAAUUUCCAGUUCAGUUCUUUUCCAGCACACUUUCUUGAAAAUCAUCAUUCCGUUACCUAUUUCUCUCAAUCACAUUCAAAACCUUUCAAAUUGCACGCAUUACUCAUCUCUUAUAUAUAAUUCCCAUUUCAUUAGAUCUUAAUUUGAUAUUUCUUUCCUUCUUCUACUACUCUUUUUAGAUCUUUUCCAGUCUUCAGUUAACAGAUCAUACUGAUGGCUUCCCCAACUAAAGAAGAAUUACCCUCCUCUUCUUCUUCCACUCGCCAAUGGAGCCAUGAUAUCUUCUUGAGUUUUCGAGGUGAAGACACGCGUUAUGAUUUUACAGGCCAUUUAUACACCGCUUUGUGUAACCAUGGCUUAAACACCUUCUUUGAUACCAAUCUUGAGAGGGGAGAAGAAAUUUCAAAGGAACUUCUUAACACCAUUGAAAUGUCAAUGAUUUCGAUCGUUGUAUUGUCUGAAAAUUAUGCAUCUUCUACUUGGUGUUUGGAUGAACUUGUCAAGAUUCUUGAGUGUAGAAAUACUGGACGGAUCCGGAAGGUUUAUCCAAUUUUCUACAAAGUGACUCCAUCCGAAGUUAGAAAAAAUGAGGGAAAGUUUGGGAUAGCACUAGAUAACCACAAGAAAAAAUUCAAAGACGACGUGGAGAAGGUUAAGAGAUGGAAGGAAGCUUUAACUGAAGUAACUAAAUUGGCUGGAUAUGAAUACAAAAAUGGUGAGUAUGAAUUUGAAUUUAUCCAAAGAAUUAUUGAAGAGAUAUCAAUUAUUAAAUCAAUUCACAUAAAAUUACCUAUUGCUAAAUAUCCAGUUGAAGUAGAUUCUCAAGCAAAAGCCAUAGAAUCGCUUUUAGAUGUGGAAUCCAAUGGUGUUUUCAUAGUAGGAAUCUAUGGUCUUGGGGGAGUGGGUAAGACUACAAUCUCAAAAGCCGUUUAUAAUAGAAUUAAUGAUCGUUUUCAAGGAAGCUGCUUUCUAGAAAACGUUAGAGAAAAUUCAAAGACAAAUGCUGGCAUUAUCCAAUUACAAGAGACACUGCUUUCUAAGAUCUUACGAAGUAGAAUUGUUAAGGUGAGUAGUGUACUUGAAGGAAUCAUUAUGAUAAAAGAAAGGUUCUGCGAUAAGAAAGUUCUUUUAAUUCUUGAUGAUGUGGAUCAAUCAAAAGAGAUAGACAAUUUGGUUGGAUAUUGUAACUGGCUAGCUUCAGGAAGUAGAGUCAUCAUAACAACAAGAGACAAAAACGUUCUACCCAAUCUUGGAAUAGAUCCUCAAAUAAGAACUUAUGAGGUUCAAAAAAUGAAUCUACGUGAUGCUCGUGUUCUUUUCAAUAUGCAUGCCUUUGGAAACAAUAAUCCUAAGGAAGGAUAUUCAAAUCUUGUAGAGCAAAUUAUGUCUUAUGCUGAUGGCCUUCCAUUAGCUCUAGUGAUAAUGGGUUCUGAUUUGUAUGGCAAAAGUAUAGAUCAAUGGACAUGUGCAGUCGAAAAGUAUAAGAAGAUUCCACAUGGAGAAAUUAUUAAGAUACUCAAGAUAAGUUAUGAUGGAUUGGAAAAAAGAGAAAGGGAUAUUUUUCUUGAUAUUGCAUGUUUUUUUAAGGGAUUUAAAAUGGAUGAAGUUGUGAACAUAUUAGAUGCUUGCAAAUUAUUUGCAAGUAUGGGUAUUAGUACACUCAUUGAAAAGUGUCUCAUAACUAUUGGCGGAUGUGGCAUAUUGUGGAUGCAUGACUUGCUACAACAAAUGGGUAGAGAAAUCGUUGAACAAGAAUCUGAAGAGCUUGAAAAUCGUAGCAGGAUAUGGUGUUAUGAGGAUGCUUAUAAAUUGCUGACUGAAAACAUGGGGUCAAAUAAAAUUCGAGGCAUGAUGUGGUACUCACCUAAACCAAGAUUGGUGAAAUUGCAAGCUGAUGCUUUCAAAAAUAUGAGAAAUCUAAAAUUUCUCUUAGUUAAGAAUGUACGAAUUUCUAAAGGGCUUAAAUAUCUCCCCAACGAGUUAAGAUUGCUUCAAUGGUCAGAAUAUGAUUUUCUCUUGCCAUUAAAAUUUUACCCUCACAAUCUUGUUGUGUUGAAUAUGCCGAAUAGUCAGAUUAGAUUGGAGAAACUAUUAAAACAGGGCCGCGCAUUUGAAGCAUUGAAAGAUGUCAAUGUCUGUGGAUGUAAAUUCAUUACAAAAUUACCUUCCUUAUUAUGCGCCCCAAACUUAAAGAAUUUGGACAUGCGUGACUGUGUAAAUUUAAUAGAGGUUCAUGAGUCGGUUGGAGGUCUUGAUAAGCUUGAAAGGUGGGACCUCAGAAGCUGCCGAAACCUUGAGAUUCUUCCAAGCCUCCUCGGGCUGAGAUCCCUUAAAGAUUUUAUUCUAGAAAACUGCGGAAGGCUUGAGAAGUUUCCUGCUAUUUGGGCCCCAGACUUGAAGACAUUGUCCAUUUCUGAUUGUGAAAACUUAAUGGAGGUUCAUGAGUCGGUUGGAGAUCUUGACAAGCUUGAAAGGUGGGACCUCAGAAGCUGCCGAAACCUUGAGAUUCUUCCAAGCCUCCUCGGGCUGAGAUCCCUUAAAUAUUUUAGUCUAGUAAACUGCGGAAGGCUUGAGAAGUUUCCUGCUAUUUGGGCCCCAGACUUGAAGACAUUGUACAUUUCUUAUUGUGAAAACUUAAUAGAAGUUCAUGAGUCGGUUGGAGGUCUUGACAAGCUUGAAUGGUGGGACCUCAGAAGGUGCCGAAACCUUGAGAUUCUUCCAAGCCUCCUCGGGCUGAGAUCCCUUAAAUAUUUUAGUCUAGAAAACUGCGGAAGGCUUGAGAAGUUUCCUGCUAUUUGGGCCCCAGACUUGAAGACAUUGGACAUUUCUGAUUGUGAAAACUUAAUAGAGGUUCAUGAGUCGGUUGGAGAUCUUGACAAGCUUGAAAGGUGGGACCUCAGAAGCUGCCGAAACCUUGAGAUUCUUCCAAGCCUCCUCGGGCUGAGAUCCCUUAAACAUUUUAUUCUAGAAAACUACGGAAGGCUUGAGAAGUUUCCUGCUAUUUGGGCGCCAGACUUAGAGUCAUUGGACAUUUCUGAUUGUGAAAACUUAAUAGAGGUUCAUGAGCCGGUUGGAGGUCUUGACAAGCUUGAAAGGUGGGACCUCAGAAGCUGCCGAAACCUUGAGAUUCUUCCAAGCCUCCUCGGGCUGAGAUCCCUUAAACAUUUUAUUCUAGAAAACUGCGGAAGGCUUGAGAAGUUUCCUGCUAUUUGGGCCCCAGACUUGAAGACAUUGGACAUUUCUGAUUGUGAAAACUUAAUAGAGGUUCAUGAGUCGGUUGGAGAUCUUGACAAGCUUGAAAGGUGGGACCUCAGAAGCUGCCGAAACCUUGAGAUUCUUCCAAGCCUCCUCGGGCUGAGAUCCCUUAAACAUUUUAGUCUAGAAAACUGCGGAAGGCUUGAGAAGUUUCCUGCUAUUUGGGCCCCAGACUUGAAGACAUUGGACAUUUCUGAUUGUGAAAACUUAAUAGAGGUUCAUGAGUCGGUUGGAGAUCUUGACAAGCUUGAAAGGUGGGACCUCAGAAGCUGCCGAAACCUUGAGAUUCUUCCAAGCCUCCUCGGGCUGAGAUCCCUUAAACAUUUUAUUCUAGAAAACUACGGAAGGCUUGAGAAGUUUCCUGCUAUUUGGGCGCCAGACUUAGAGUCAUUGGACAUUUCUGAUUGUGAAAACUUAAUAGAGGUUCAUGAGCCGGUUGGAGGUCUUGACAAGCUUGAAUGGUGGGACAUCAGAAGGUGCCGAAACCUUGAGAUUCUUCCAAGCCUCCUCGGGCUGAGAUCCCUUAAAUAUUUUAGUCUAGUAAACUGCGGAAGGCUUGAGAAGUUUCCUGCUAUUUGGGCCCCAGACUUAGAUUCAUUGUACAUUUCUGAUUGUGAAAACUUAAUAGAGGUUCAUGAGUCGGUUGGAGGUCUUGACAAGCUUGAAUGGUGGGAAUUCAGAAGGUGCCGAAACCUUGAGAUUCUUCCAAGCCUCCUCGGGCUGAGAUCCCUUAAAGAUUUUAUUCUAGAAAACUGCGGAAGGCUUGAGAAGUUUCCUGCUAUUUGGGCCCCAGACUUAGAGUCAUUGGACAUUUCUGAUUGUGAAAACUUAAUAGAGGUUCAUGAGUCGGUUGGAGGUCUUGACAAGCUUGAAUGGUGGGACCUCAGAAGCUGCCGAAACCUUGAGAUUCUUCCAAGCCUCCUCGGGCUGAGAUCCCUUAAAUAUUUUAGUCUAGUAAACUGCGGAAGGCUUGAGAAGUUUCCUGCUAUUUGGGCCCCAGACUUGAAGACAUUGUCCAUUUCUGAUUGUGAAAACUUAAUGGAGGUUCAUGAGUCGGUUGGAGAUCUUGACAAGCUUGAAAGGUGGGACCUCAGAAGCUGCCGAAACCUUGAGAUUCUUCCAAGCCUCCUCGGGCUGAGAUCCCUUAAAGAUUUUAGUCUAGUAAACUGCGGAAGGCUUGAGAAGUUUCCUGCUAUUCACCCAGAAAUGAAAUAUUUGCAGCGUUUAUAUAUGAGCAAUUGUGGUAUUAGAGAAUGGCGUUCAUCGUUCACGCAUCUCACCAAAGGGCUUUGCGAUUUAGAGCUAUCUAACAAUGAAAACCUUUGGAAUUUUCUGCAUAGCCGCAAUAAAUUGCAACUGCUCGAGGAAAUAGAUAUUCCCACUGCCAAUUCCUUUGAUGGCUUUUCGGGAUAUGGGUUUCUGAGCUUGACAGAUCUGGAGCUCAACUCUUGGGAUGGAGAUAUAACUGAAUUAGAUUUUCAAUACUUCCCCCUAUUGAGCGAUCUUCGUAUAUAUGAUUCCAAUAUUAUUAGUAUUCCCCAAAGCAUUAGCGGAUUAGCUAGAUUAAAACCUAUUCGCAUAGAAAAUUGUAAGCAGCUUCGGGAAAUUCCAACGCUUGCACAAUCUGUAAGAUGUGUGUUUGUAAGCGAAUGCCCGUCGGUGGAUCCACAAUCAGUUAGCAGAUUAUUGAUUCAGUUUGGAGGUGCAAGAAGCAACAUAUCAAUGGAUCCCAAAGUAUCAACAGAAAUUCCACCGCCAAAAAUGUCUGAAGAUGAAUAUGAAAUUUUGUACUAUCUUAGACUACCAGUAACAGAGAUUCCAAAGGACUUAAAAUUCAACCAUCACACUUUUGGAAAUUCCUUAUCCUUCAGGGUUGGUAAAAAGUUUUCAAAAUUAGCCAUCUGUAUUGCUUUUCGAACGGUGGAGGCACAUAUGUACUACAGUUGUAAGGUUAACAUUUCCAUCAAGGGGUGUAAACAGAAACUAGAUUUAGUUUUUCCUCAUAAGUGGAUAAAAGUGGAACUGCGGUUAUCGUCUAUACGCUUUAAGGAAUUGAAGAAACUAAAACUAUCUGAACAGAAUCACAUUGAAGUUGAGGUUCUAACAUCGUUUCUAAACUUCCCUGGUAUGAUAAAAUGGUUGGGGGUCAAUGUAGAAUGCACCUGCUAUCCUCAGAAUUCAGAUGUUACUUGCUUGCCGCUUCCGUGUGCUAUGAAUGGUUGUGGGUCUUCCUCGAUUCCGAAUGACACUGAGCUCCCGCAUUUGCUACCUGUUUCCUCCACUUCUUAUGCUUCAGAUUCAGAUCACAGGGUUCUUAACAAUGGAAGAAAUUACAUACUUGCUGGAACAGGACUCCAAAAGAGAAGAAGUUCUUCGUCUCUGACGGCAAAGCCCAGCAGAGAGCGGAGCUCUAGACCUUGGAGAUGAAGCUCUUCUCCUAUUCAAUCUCUUCUUCAUUUUCCAAACAACACAUAAUUAUGAUGUUAGAGAAUAUCCUCGAAGACACAGUGGACCAUUAUUUGGUUGUUUGGCCUCGUUGGAGCAUAAUCAUGUGCCAAGUAAGCUUACCUUCAAUGUUAUGAAACAGCUGAAGACCUCUGUUCUUGACAGAUCUACCUUGCAAGUAGGAAUCAUCACUUGUUCAUUGAGUUUGAGUAUCCUUUCCCAAAGAGGCUUUGGGAGAAAGUUAAGUCAUGGUGUCUAACAAAUUACCAGGGAGUUUCAAACCUCUGAGGCAUCACUGUACAGAAGUUGUUUUGCUGAUGCCCUACUUUACUAAUCUCUUUAACCAAUUUUGCCUUCCAUUUGAUAGCAUCUGAUAUCUACAAAAAUCCAUACCUUUUUCCCUUUUUGUUUCCUAGGUCAACUUCAUCACUUAAGAAGGAGACAUGUUGCAUUGUACAGUGAAAAAAUGUGGAGCAGCUGUUACAAUGGACUAUACCUAUGUUCAGGUCAUCAAGAUAUUACACUUCUUACAUCUUAAAAGCAUUUUUCCACAACUUAAAGUUUCUUGGUAGUAUAGCACAUGAACAUAAGUUGAAGGUACCAAGAGAAAAAGUGCAACUAAAGGAACCAAUUUUAGCAGUUCAAAGAGUUUCUUUGCUGAUUUGUAGAUGUAUGGUGGAUUGGUGGUUUAGAUCUUUUAGGUUCAUCUCAAUUCUAAUACAAAAAAUUUCACUUCAGAUUUCUUUGGUAAUCCUAUCCAUGACCUUCAUUUGGCAUCCUGAUGACAAGAGUAAUGUUUACAUGGUGGUGUUGUUUGAUCUAUUUUGAGAGAUUAUAAUGUUUUUUUUUUCCUUCUUCAAUUUUUGGACUUUUCCCUCCCACUUGUAUGAAAGGAAGUUGAAGGCUCUUUGCUCAAAUUAUGAGAUAAUACCAAAUUAAGGAAAAUUUGAAUUGUUUAUUCUUA